AGCUUCCCUCUUCUCUCAUUAGCAGCUGCCUUGUCCCAGCGAGAGGAAGGCAGGCAGUCUGCUGUGCACAGACACACUCUUCACCCCUCAGUGUCCCCCCUUCACAAACACUGCAAUCAUGCUGAAGGUGUUUGUAGAAUCUGCAGCUAACAUCCCCAAAACCAAGCUUGGGAAACCUGAUCCUAUAGUCACCAUCACCUUUAAAGAUGAAAAACGCAAAACCAAGACUAUAGACAGUGAACUGAACCCUGUGUGGAAAGAGCUGCUCGAAUUCGAUCUAAAGGGAAUUCCGCUAGACUAUUCUUCAUCCCUGGAUGUUGUUGUGAAGGACUUUGAAACAAUUGGAAAAGACAAAUUAAUUGGAAAGACCACUAUAUCACUCAAGGAACUGGCUGGUAGCCAGAGCCGAUCUCUACCUUUCAAAGGCUUGGCUCUGUUAAGCGAGAAGGGACAACUUAUUGGAUCAACAAUCGAUUUAAUGAUUUCCUAUGAAGCUCCCCCAACCUCUACUGGCAAUCCGAAUGACCCUGGAGGAACAAACGUUCAAGGAGAUGGUGACUAUGAAGAUGUGGAAGAUGGAGAUGUUGUCGAUGCUGGAAUCAGUCCAUUUAUCCCAGGAGUUCCUGGCCAAGCAGACAAUCAGAUUGCACGACGUCUUACUAAAGGAAAGAAGACCAGAAGAAUUUUGUCAAACAAACCACAAGACUUUCAGGUUCGUAUUCGAGUUAUCGAAGGACGUCAGCUUACUGGCAACAACAUCAAGCCCGUUGUAAAAGUUACUGUGGCCGGUCAGACGCACCGGACAAGAAUCAAGAGGGGAAAUAAUCCAUAUUUUGAUGAACUCUUCUUUUAUAAUGUGAACAUGACCCCUUUAGAACUUCUGGAUGAGUCUGUAGUCAUUCGUCUCUUCAAUUCUGGUUCAAUACGAUCUGACAGUUUGAUUGGAGAAUUUAAGCUCGAUAUAGGAUUUGUUUUUGAUGAACCAGGUCACGCAGUCAUGCGAAAAUGGGUCCUGCUGUCUGACCCAGAUGACUUAAAUUCUGGUGCAAAAGGUUAUCUGAAAGUCAGCAUGUUUGUUAUUGGGACUGGAGACGAACCCCCAGUUGAAAAAAGAGACAAAGAGAGUGAGGCUGAUGAUGUUGAAAGCAAUCUCUUGUUACCAGCUGGAGUGACACUUCGAUGGGUUACAUUCCUGCUUAAAAUCUACAGAGCUGAAGAUAUUCCGCAGAUGGAUGAUGCAUUCGCACAGUCAGUGAAGGAGCUGUUUGGUGGAGAAUCUGACAGGAAAAAUUUGGUCGACCCAUUUGUUGAAGUUUCUUUUGCUGGAAAAAAGGUUUGUACUAGACGAAUAGAGAAGAAUGCUAACCCAGAAUGGAACCAGGCUGUUAACCUUCAGAUAAAGUUUCCUUCAAUGUGUGAGAACAUAAGGCUGACUGUUUAUGAUUGGGACAGAAUUACGAAGAAUGAUGCCAUUGGAACAACUAAUCUUAGCCUUUCAAAAAUUGCUGCUUCUGGAGGAGAGAUGGAAGAAUAUGACUCUACGGGAGUUGGGUCUGCAUCGUCUGAAGGUUUAUAUCCUGGUAUGAGUGACAAACAGGAGUUUGGGUUUUUACCAACCUUUGGACCUUGCUAUUUAAACCUUUAUGGAAGUCCAAGGGAAUAUACUGGCUUUCCAGACCCAUAUGAUGACUUGAACUUUGGGAAGGGUGAAGGUGUUUCAUAUAGAGGAAGGGUAAUGGUUGAACUUAUCACCAAACUUGAUGGUACUCCUAGUUCAAAGAUUGAGGAUAUCCCAAGCGAUGAUCUACUUGUGGUUGAGAAAUACCAGCGAAGGAGGAAGUUCAGCUUGUGCGCCGUGUUCCAUUCGGCCUCCAUGCUGCAAGACAUUGGUGAAGCCAUACAAUUUGAAGUUAGCAUUGGCAACUAUGGCAACAAAUUUGAUAGCACCUGCAAACCUUUUGCUUCAACAACGCAAUACAGCCGCGCUGUUUUUGAUGGCAGCUACUAUUACUACCUCCCAUGGUCUGCUAAAAAACCCGUGGUAACACUAACCUCUAACUGGGAGGAUAUCAGCCAUCGACUAGACAUUGUCAAUAUUCUACUGGCCAUGGCAGAUCGACUGCAAACCAAUAUAUCUUCCCUUAAAUCUGGCAUACAAGCAAAGCUUCCUGAUACUCGUCUGGCAGAGAUAUGGCUCCAGCUGAUUGAUCAACUCAUCGAAGAUCUUGCGAAACCACUGCCUUCCCAUGAAGGAAAGUCCAAUGUCACAAUGCUGGACAUGCAGCUGGAGAAGCUUCGUAACAAUGCUCUAAAGCUCAUCAUGGAUUCCGCAGUAAGAAUAAGAAGUGAAGCAACUGAUGUUAAGGCAACUCUGCCUGAGAUUGAAGAUUGGAGUGAGAAAUUACAGCAACUGGCCGAAGAGCCACAAAACAGCAUGCCAGAUGUGAUUAUUUGGAUGAUUCGGGCAGAGAAAAGGUUGGCGUACGCUCGUGUUCCAGCCCAUCAAGUCCUGUAUUCCACCACCAGUCCCGAAGCUUGUGGCAAGUACUGUGGGAAAACCCAAACAGUCUUUUUACAGUAUCCUCUCGACAAGAAUAAUGGUAUAAAGAUUCCAGCUCAGGUCAGAUUGAACAUUUGGCUGGGACUGUCUGCAGUCGAAAAUAAAUUCAACAGUUAUGCCGAAGGAACAUUCAGCGUUUAUGCAGAAAUGUACGAGAAUCAAGCCCAGUUGAUUGGAAAAUGGGGGACCACCGGCCUUCUGAAGCGUCCUAAAUUUUCUGAUGUCACCGGAACAAUCAAGCUGAAAAGAGAAGGCUUCCUGCCACCAAAGGGUUGGGAAUGGGAAGACGACUGGACUGUAGAUCCUGAAACAAGUUUACUGACCGAGGCGGAUGCUGGCCACAGUGAAUUUACAGAUGAAGUGUAUCAAAAUGAAAGCCGCUAUCCAGGGGGUGAAUGGAAGCAAGCAGAGGAGCCCUACACCGAUGCUAAUGGAGAAAAGACUUCUUCACCUGGCGAGAUUACUAUUCCUCCUGGGUGGAUGUGGGAAGAUGAUGCUUGGAUCUAUGAUAUAAACAGAGCUGUGGAUGAAAAGGGUUGGGAGUAUGGAAUCACAAUUCCCCCAGACAGUAAACCCAAAUCGUGGGGCGCAGCAGAAAAGAUGUAUCAUACCCACAGACGGCGAAGACUAGUCCGGCAGAGAAAGAAGGAUCCAAAUGCCACAGUUUCAGCUACAAAGGUGUACUCCGCUGAAGAUCGGGAAGGCUGGGAAUAUGCUUCCCUCAUUGGCUGGAAAUUUCAUAUGAAAGAACGCAAGUCUGACACGUUCCGUCGUAGACGCUGGAGAAGAAAAAUGGCUCCAGCUGACCGCCUUGGGGCAUCUGCAAUCUUCAAACUUGAGGGUGCUCUUGGAGCAGACAGUCCAGAUGGUGAGGAGCAGAAAGGUUCUGAGAAGGAAACUGCAACAAAUAUAUUUGGAGCAAACACUCCGAUCGUGUCCUGCACUUUUGGAAGAGUCUACACAUAUCAUCUUCGCUGCUAUCUUUAUCAAGCCAGGGGUCUCAUUGCAUUGGACAAAGACAGCUUUUCUGAUCCUUAUGCUCAUGUUUCAUUUCUUCACCGAAGUAAAACCACUGAGGUCAUCCAUUCAACCCUUAACCCAACGUGGGACCAAACCCUUAUAUUUAAUGAAAUUGAUAUUUAUGGUGACCCACAAGCCAUUGCACAAAAUCCUCCUAAUGUGGUAAUUGAGAUCUUCGACAGUGACCAAGUGGGCAAAGAUGAGUUUCUCGGCAGAAGUUUGUGUACACCCAUGGUAAAAUUGAAUCCAGGAGUUGACAUAACACCAAAGCUUUUCUGGUAUCCUGUUAUGAAUGCCAAUAAACACUUUGGGGAUAUCCUUUUUGCUGCUGAGCUGAUCCUGCGAGAAAAGGAUGGAUCAAAUUUGCCAAUUCUACCUUCCCAGAAAGCACCAAUGCUAUAUAUGGUGCCGCAAGGAAUCCGACCGGUGGUCCAGCAAACUGCCAUUGAGAUCCUUACUUGGGGCUUGCGUAACAUGAAAAGUUACCAAAUGGCGUCUGUGAAUUCCCCAAGUCUCGUUGUUGAAUGCGGUGGGAAAAGUGUGCAAUCUGCUAUGAUCAAGAACCUAAAGAAAACUCCAAACUUCCAAAGCUCUGUCCUCUUCAUGACUGUGCCUUUGCCAAAAGAAGAAAUGUACGUGCCACCCAUAAUCAUUAAAGUGAUAGACCAUCGACCCUUUGGACGGAAACCAGUGGUGGGACAGUGCACUAUCGAUGUGCUGGAAGAAUUUCGCUGUGACCCAUACUCUGCCAAACAAGAUGAUGCAGCAGAAAUGAAAGUUGCCAUGCUGUCUUCGGCACCUCCCCGUGAUAUUAUUAUUGAGGUUGAGGACACAAAACCAUUACUGGCUGACCAGAUUUCCCAGACCCUUACUAUACUUAACAUAACCCAGCUUCAAGAAAAGGAAGAAGAAAUAGUUGACUGGUGGAGUAAAUACUAUGCUUCCAUUGGAGAACACGAGAAAUGUGGCCAGUAUAUACAGAAGGGCUAUGACACGUUGAAGGUGUAUGACAUGGAAUUGGAAGAUGUCCCUGAAUAUCAUGGUCUUACAGAUUUCUGUGACACAUUUAAAUUGUAUAGGGGGAAGUUUGAGGAGAAUGAGGACCCGUCUGUUGUAGGAGAGUUCAAGGGCUCUUUCCGCAUUUACCCCAUUACAGAGGACCCAAAUGUUCAGCCUCCGCCACGACAAUUCAGAGAGUUACCGGACAGUGGUCCCCAGGAAUGUAUAGUACGCAUAUACAUAGUCAAAGGCAUAGACUUGCAACCAAAAGAUAGCAAUGGGCUGUGUGACCCUUAUAUAAAAAUUACUCUGAGCAAGAAGGUGAUUGAAGACCGGGAUAACUACAUACCAAAUACUUUGAAUCCAUGUUUUGGAAGAAUGUAUGAACUGAGUUGCUUUUUACCACAAGAAAAAGACCUGAAGAUUUCCGUUUAUGAUUAUGAUGCCAUCACUCGGGACGAAAAAGUUGGAGAAACCACUAUAGAUCUGGAAAACCGGUUCCUGUCCCGAUUCGGCAGCAAUUGUGGAAUACCCCAAACAUACUGCGUUUCUGGAAUAAAUCAGUGGAGAGAUCAAAUGAAACCUUCGCAGAUCCUACAAAAUGUUGCCAGAUUAAAAGGAGUCCCUCCUCCAGUGUAUUCCGAAAAUGGAUCAAAAAUGCGCUUCUCCGGGCAUGAACAUACACUGGAAGACUUGGAAACAAACAAGAAAAUCCACCAGCACCUGGGUCCUGAAAAUGAACGCCUCGCUCUGCAUGUUUUGAGAAUGCAAGGACUUGUCCCAGAGCAUAUUGAAACAAGAACCUUAUUUAGCACUUUCCAGCCAAAUAUCUCUCAAGGCAAACUGCAGAUGUGGGUUGAUAUUUUUCCCAAGAGUUUGGGACCUCCAGGACCACCCUUCAAUGUCACAACUCGCAAAGCUAAGCAAUAUGUUCUUCGAGUCAUCGUUUGGAAUACCAAAGAUGUCAUUUUGGAUGAGAAGAGUAUUACUGGUGAAGAAAUGAGUGAUAUUUAUGUUAAAGGUUGGAUUCCUGGCAAUGAAGAAAAUAAGCAGAAAACAGAUGUGCACUAUCGGUCACUAGACGGUGAAGGAAAUUUCAACUGGAGAUUUGUGUUCCCUUUUGAAUACCUUCCAGCGGAACAACUGUGUAUUGUAUCUAAAAAGGAGCACUUUUGGAGCCUGGAUAAAACCGAAUUUAAGCUGCCACCAAAACUCCUACUUCAGAUUUGGGACAAUGAUAAAUUCUCCUUGGAUGACUAUUUGGGUUUUGUGGAACUUGAUUUACAUCGUACAGUCAUCCCAGCUAAAGUUCCUGAAAAAUGCACUCUAGACAUGAUUGACCAAGCCAAAGCUUCCAAGUUUGCCUCUUUAUUUGAACAGAAGUCCAUGAAGGGAUGGUGGCCGUGCUAUGCAGAAAAGGAUGGGAAACGUAUUUUAGCGGGAAAAAUUGAGCUGACUCUGGAAGUCCUCAAUGAAAAAGAGGCUGAAGAAAGACCAGCUGGCAAAGGACGAGAUGAACCCAACAUGAACCCCAAGUUAGACCCACCAAACCGACCAGAUACCUCCUUCCUUUGGUUCACAAACCCAUGUAAGACAAUGAAAUUUAUUGUGUGGCGUCGAUUUAAAUGGAUCUUCAUUGGCAUUAUUAUCCUGCUGCUUGUUCUCCUGUUCCUCGCCGUUUUCUUGUACUCUCUCCCGGGUUAUGUAUCAAUGAAGAUCGUGAGGCCAAAUUCAUAGGAAGAGAUUGUAAAGCCAAGUGUCUAGGAGAAUGGGGUACAUUCCUAACUGGGACCAAAUCUUGUUUUUUAUAGAUUUUGUUUGCACAAUCCACAUACAAAUAUGGUCUUCGGGUAACCAAAACCACAUUUAAAAAGAAGCAAUUGUCUCACUUUUUUUGUUAAAAAGAAGAAAAAAAAAUAUUAAAGUGCAAUAAAUAUAGUAUAAUAUUUGUGUAUGAGAGGAAUAAAUUGUUGACAACUUUUUUAUGGAGUCAUUUUACAAUUCUGCU
Pelobates fuscus (common spadefoot toad) is the source of this 6587-nucleotide messenger RNA. RefSeq names its product myoferlin (gene MYOF). The record is from RefSeq and is a predicted model, not a curated record. Gene Ontology annotation, cellular component: membrane. The transcript has 55 exons. Gene Ontology annotation, biological process: plasma membrane organization. Bases 119 to 6316 code for a protein of 2065 amino acids. NCBI's taxonomy places the organism in Eukaryota, Metazoa, Chordata, Amphibia, Anura, Pelobatidae.